Molecule: messenger RNA, 1326 nt
Organism: Penaeus vannamei (Pacific white shrimp)
Lineage: Eukaryota; Metazoa; Arthropoda; Malacostraca; Decapoda; Penaeidae
Source: RefSeq, a predicted model, not a curated record
AUGGACUUCAUCCUCAGGUACGAGUUCGUCAACACCGCGCCGGGCUACCAGCCGACCAACGGCAGCGAGUGCGACUUCGAGGCCAUCAGCGACGGCUACUCGCUGCGGACGGGGCGCGUGUUCUCGCCGCGGACGUCGGUGCUCUACGGCAGGUGGGGCCGCAAGAAGCUCUCGUGCCAGUACCGCCUCACGGCCCACAGCGACGAGGUGGUGCGCGUCACCAUCACCAAGUUCCACAGCGUCUCGCGCUCCUGCGUCACCACCACCAACAACUUCACGAAGGGCUACGACUGCGACAACCUCUCCGGCCAGACGGCGUCGCUGGUGCUGUCCGAAUACCCGUGGCAGGACAUCGAAGUCCCGAGACUCUGCACGUGCGACUACUCGGCCAUUCCCAUCGAAUACGAAUCGAAGUCACAAGAAGUGCGGCUCAGAUUUGAAGUCGACAACAUGGAUGACAAUCACGACUACAUGGACUUCAUGUUUGAGGCCCAGUACGAGUUCAUUAAGAAGUCCUCCUGCAAAAAGGUGCAGAGGCUGCAAGGUACAAACGGCCAGAUUGUGUUCCAGAGAGCCAACAAGACGGAGGACAAGCCGUGCGACAGCUACCCGUGGCUCCUGCAGACGUCGGACGCCCAGAAGUCGAUAUACUUCAGAAUACGAGGCUACGACCACAUCGACAAGAACUGCUCAACCUCCACCCGCCUGCUGGUGUUCAAGGUGGGGCGGCUGCGGCCCGUCGGCGUCCUGUGCCCCGACCCGACCAGCAAGAACGUCGUGGAGCUCUUCAGCUUCGCCUGGCAGGGCUCGGGCACCCUGGUGGAGCAGUCGACGGACAAGCUGGUGCUGGAGGUGUCGGGGCGCGACCCGACGCGGGACUCGGGGCCGCACACGCUCUCCUGGCUGCAGGUGUCGCCGGCGCGGCAGUACGACUGGUCGGCCGAGGGCAUCGUGCGCGGCUGCCAGCAGGAGUGCCCCGAGCUGGGCGUGUGCAUCAGCGAGGACCUGUGGUGCGACGGCAUCCACCACUGCCCCUCGGGCCACGACGAGCUCAUCGCCCACUGCUUCUUCCUGUCGGUGCCGUGGGCGUACAUCGGCGUGGGCUCGGCGCUGAGCAUCCUCUUCCUGGUGGGCGUGACGGUGUACGGCGCCGCCAGACUGCGGGCGUCCGACCACAAGACGCACCAGCACCAGCCCAUCCCAACGCUGCCCACGGCCUCCGAGUCCCUGUUCUCCUCCGACAAGGACGCGGCGGAGCGCGACGGCGGCGUCACCUCCGCCUACAGCCUGGACUACAGCGAGGUGGACUACGUCACGACGUUAUGA